This is a messenger RNA of Aspergillus alliaceus, 1811 nucleotides long. RefSeq names its product MFS transporter. NCBI's taxonomy places the organism in Eukaryota, Fungi, Ascomycota, Eurotiomycetes, Eurotiales, Aspergillaceae. Gene Ontology annotation, biological process: transmembrane transport. The transcript has 5 exons. Bases 1 to 1479 code for a protein of 492 amino acids. The record is from RefSeq and is a predicted model, not a curated record. Gene Ontology annotation, molecular function: transmembrane transporter activity.
AUGUUAAGUGAAAACAAGACCAAACCAGCAGAGCAGCCAGCCAGUCGGGAGGUAUAUCUCUUAUCAAAAUUGGAUGAGGGGAUAGUCGGGUGGGAGAGCCAAAAUGAUCCAUCAAAUCCCAGAAACUAUCCGCCGUCUCAAAAAUGGUUCCAGCUCGCCACAGUGAGCAUCAUCACUUUCAUCAGCCCUUUUGCAUCAUCGGUAUUCGCACCUGGGGUUAGUCUUGCCGACCAAGAGUUCGGGAACACAUCUUCUAUUCGGAGCUCCUUAGCAGUGACAUCGUAUCUAUUCGGCUAUUUUAGCGGCCCCUUACUUCUGUCUCCACUUAGUGAGGUAUGCGGUCGUCGCGUCACCUUAAACGCGGCCACUUCGAUCUUCGUUUUAUUUCAAAUUGGCUGCGCCCUCGCUCCAAACCUACCAGCUUUGAUUGUCUUUCGCUUCUUCACUGGCUUUGGAGGGUCCGGCUGCCUGACCAUUGGAGGUGGCGUGAUUGCUGACCUUUUCGAGGCCGAGCAACGCGGACUUGCCCUCUCCUUCUUCCAAUUCGGUCCACUGUUUGCGCCAGUGAUUGGACCAAUCUGCGGAGGCUUUAUCGCGCAACGAGCAGGAUGGCGGUGGACGUUCUGGGUACUAGUCAUCGUAGGGGGCACGUUGACCGGAAUUGUCAUGGUUACAAACCGAGAGACCAACCCGACUGUGCUCAUACGCCGGAAGACGGCGGCUCUCCGAAAGGAGCUCAACCGCCCCGAGCUCCGCAGCUGCUACGAAAAAGAAGGGGAAACACGCGGACCGGCGACUCUGCUGAUGAGAACGUCCACCAGAGUGAUCAAGCUGCUGGCCACCUCGCCCAUAGUGCUGAUCAUGGCUCUUUACAUCGCCUCAAUCUAUGGUUGUCUUUAUCUGCUCUUCACGACCAUCACCGCAGUCUUCCAGAACCAGUACGGUUGGAGUGUAGAGAUCAGCGGCCUGUCGUACAUUGGCUUGGGGCUGGGCUUUUUCGUGGGUCAGGUGGUGUUCGCUCUUACCAGCGAUCGCGUCCUUAUCCGUUUGAAGCGACGAAACAAUAACGUCCUCGAGCCCGAAAUGCGUCUUCCGCUCUGUCUGCCAUUUGCCCUAUUCGUGCCAAUCUCAUUCUUCUGGUACGGUUGGUCCGUCCAAGCGAAGACACACUGGAUAGUUCCAAUCAUUGGACUCUUUCCCUUCGCCUUCGGCAUAAUCGGCAUCUUUGGGACACUUCAGGCAUACAUCAUUGAUUCGUAUCCACGGUACGCGGCAUCUGGCGUUGGGGCAAUAACGGUUACUCGGUCCCUCUUCGGGGCGCUAUUGCCGUUGGCAGGUCCGCCCAUGUACAAAAAGCUCGGAUACGGUUGGGGAAACUCCCUCCUAGGAUUUAUAACACUCGGGAUGAUCUUGCUGCCUAUCCUUUUUAGCCGCCUCGGUGCGACUCUCCGAAACAAAUUCACGGUUGACUUAGAAUAGCCCAUGGCCCAUUUGAUAGUUCCCCGGAAUAGUUAGGAAAGCAUCAGAUGUUAGAUUUUACAACGAGCAUAUGAGGAAAAGAUGACUAUUGAGCCUUCCGGGUACCGCUAAAGCAGUCCCUCCGAUGUGAAAAGAUCACCAAUCAUGUCACUAAAGUCGAUCGGCCCUGUACCAUCAAUCAUAUAUCCAUAGUCGUCAGUAUUUAUUCCAUAUUGUAGAACGGGGCUAUUCUCUACAGCAUCACCGCUAAAUAAUGGCGUGUUGUACAUAUUCCGCGCAGAUAGCAUCGUAAACGGAAGGUCAGAGGGUCCCGAAUUUUGAGCUUCAGCAAG